This is a messenger RNA of Selaginella moellendorffii, 624 nucleotides long. RefSeq lists its product as uncharacterized. The record is from RefSeq and is a predicted model, not a curated record. The transcript has a single exon. Gene Ontology annotation, biological process: defense response. Bases 1 to 624 code for a protein of 207 amino acids. NCBI's taxonomy places the organism in Eukaryota, Viridiplantae, Streptophyta, Lycopodiopsida, Selaginellales, Selaginellaceae.
AUGGGGGAGUCUCAGCCAGUGCCAAGGAUCAGGCGACGCAACAAGCAGCCGCAGAUGAGGCUGCUCGAGUUCUAUGUGAUCUCAGCUCAGGAGCUCAGAAGAGUCCGCAAAGACAUGAACUGCUUCGUCGUGGCCUACGUCUCCGCGGACAAGAAAGUGAAGACAGAGAUCGAUUUCGAGGGGAUAACGGAGCCGACAUGGCAGGAGAAGCUGAGCUUAGAGGUGGAAGAGGCGGCUUUCAAGGAGGAUAGCAACUCGCAGCUCACGUUUGAUAUCUUCUGCCCGGGGUUUCUGCGGGACAAGCUCGUGGGGACUGUGAGAAUCUCGCUGGUGGACGCCGUCAAGCCUUCCAACCAGCCGUAUCCGAUCAGCUCCUACCUGGUUUUCACUCCGGACGGCGACUCGCAAGGCAUGCUCAACGUCUGCGUUGCUCCCGGCGGGGUGUUUCCGAAACGCCUGGAUUUCUUGAGCUUCAAGAGAGUGAAGAGCAUUCACGGCACUCAGCUGGAGGCGGUUCCUUCUUUCAAGAAGUUCGAGGCCGAAGAAACCGAAGAAGAAUCGGGAGAACGAGUAUCAUUUCCAGGAGGGAUAGUAGCAAAUCUUCCAGGAGGAACUCUCGGAUAG